Messenger RNA from Cyanistes caeruleus (blue tit), 2745 nucleotides. The record is from RefSeq and is a predicted model, not a curated record. NCBI's taxonomy places the organism in Eukaryota, Metazoa, Chordata, Aves, Passeriformes, Paridae.
CUGAGUACAGCCGUAUGUCCUCUACCAGCAGUGAACUUUCUGUGGAAGGCAUACAAGACCCAUUCCUUGUUAGCGUACAUAUUAUCACUGACCCGGGUGAAUCCAAGACUCUCCAGCAGGCCAUUGAUAAGCUUCUAGCCUGGAUCCAUCCAGACCUCCAGCUGUUUCGGGUCUCAGAAAGGCGAGUGCCCAGGAAGCGCAGGAAGCCGGUCAAGGCUGGUGUUUCUCAGCCAGCCCUUGCUGUCAUUCUGUUCCUGCAGGAGGAGUAUGGAGAAGAACCCAUCUUGCAGCUCCAUGAAACUUUUCAGCGGCCACCUUGGCAUUACCACCACACAGAGCUAAUGCACGGGAAAUUCCUCCCUUACCUCCCCUGCAGCCAAGACUUUUACACGUUGGCUCCAGAGACUCCUCUGUGGGCCAUUCGUCCAGUGCACUACGGGAAAGAAAUGAUCCGCUUCACCAUAUACUGCAGGAAUGAAAAUUUUGUGGACAUUUUGAAAUUGUAUGAGUUAAUACUGAAGAGACCAAUGUGUCAGAAAAAAGCAGACUUUUGUGUUUUUCCUGUGUAUUCUAACAUGGAAAUAGACAUUCAGUUUUCUUUAAAAAAACUCCCAAAGGGACAAGUUCCGGUGAGGACAGAGUCAGCCGUGCUGGAAUUCAGAGUAAAAGAUGUGGGGCAGCUUGUGCCUCUCCUGCCCAACCCUUGCAGCCCCAUCAGCGAAGGCAGGUGGCAGACAGAAGACCAUGAUGGAAAUACGAUCCUUUUGCAGCAAGCACACAGUUGGUGUAGGAAGUCUGCAAAGCAGAACAAGCAACCAUAUCCAUCUGUGUCAACAGAUUCCCAAUUCACCACUCUGCCAGCCUUUCUUCCUCAGAGCCACCGAUCUGUCUCUGAACAGCCACAAGAAAUGGGUCAAAAAAAGGUACAUCACACGAAUGGCCUUGGUCAUUAUCUUGGUUUCUCCCAGCAGGACUUGAGACAUGGUGAUCAAGGAGACUUCACACGCAGAUCCAGGAGUGCCUCCAGCAUUUCUUGGUCAUUUCAACGAAGCAAGUCUCUGUUCUGCUUGCCCACAGUGAACUCCGCUUCAGCAUCAGAGACAUUUCAUUUCAGUGAACCAUUUCAGUUUUUAAACACUGGGUCACCUACAGCCAGGCUAAAAACAUGGAAAUGCAGCCCCAAGCUUAACAUUGAUGACUUGGAGGGUGCCCAGGAGACUGAUGUGGACACAGGGAUGAAGCUGUCCUUCUCAGACCUGUCUGUGGUUUCUGCAUACUCUGCUCUUAAUGGAUUUUGCAGUGAGUUGGAAGACUCUCUUCCAUCACAGAAACAAACUGUCAAUAGGGCUAAAAAGGCAGCCACCAGUGGAAGGCCUGUAUCAGCCAUGUGCAAUACUUUUGAGUCAGCUGAUGGUUCACUGCCUUCUCUUUCAGAAUGGUCUUCCAGCUCUUUCAUGUCAGCAUCUCUCUCCGAGCAACACAAACAGCCCUUGAGAGCAGCUCCCUGUUCUCUGGAUGACCGUGUUUGCCCAGCUUCACCAGUUAAUGAAGAAGAAUUUUACAUCUGAGGUUUCUCUAUCUUACACCUUCCAAAGGAAACGUAUUCUACUUGUGAAUGACAGCAGUGGGCCCACCCUGAGCUUAGAGAAGGUUCCUUGCUGAGGAAAAGGUGAUGCAGAAGUGUGUUAAGUAUUUGAAGAAAAUACUCAAAACCCUCUGAGACUGGCAUUCCCAAACUGGGUACAGUAAAGCAGGCUGAGAUUGCACCCUGUAUCUUUUGGGGGGGAUAUGAUCAGCACAGAGGCUUUUGCACAGCAGCACAAGGUGGAUGUUUUCAGAGCAGCCCUUGGACUGGUGGUGAAGGAAAUGCCAGAAGAGGCACAUUGUAUUCCAUCUUAAUUUGGCAGAAAAUGAAGACUAAUUUGUGAUACCAAACUGCUUUAACUUUUCUGAGAAAUUCCCUUAAGAAAGAUGGGAAAAGAAAGGGAUCUUAUUUCCCUUUUUACAGGUUCCAAAGGCAGCUCUAAGCACAGCAGAUCCCAGCAGCACAGCCCCAGUAGGGUUAGGCAAGAAGUUUCUUGUGAGGAAACACUUUGUUUCCAACCUUUGAGAGUUGGCAGUGGUAAGGUGGGGCAGAAUCACAUAAAUAUCGAAGCUGGAAGAGCUCUUCAAGAUCAUCUAAGUCCAAGUGACAACCUAGAACUACCAUAAUCACCCCUAAACCAUAUCCCCAAGUGCCACUUCCUGACACCUCUUGAACACUUCCAGAGACUGACCCCACCAACUCCCUAGACAAUUUAUUCUAAGGUCUGACCACCCUUUCAGUGAAUAAUUUUUUCCUAAUACCUAAUCUGACCCUCCCCUGCUGCAAGCUGAGGCUGUUUCCUCUCCUUUUACGCAAGAUAAGGCAGAAGAGACCAAUCCCCACUUCACUACAACCUCUUUUCUGGUAAUUGUAGAGAUCAGUGAGGUAACCCGUGAGCCUUCUUUCCUCCAAAUGAAACAAUCUCAGUUCCCUCAGCUGUUCCUUGUCAGACUUUUGCUCCAAACCCUUCACCAGCUCUGUUGCCCUUCUCUAGAAAUGCUCCAGCACCUCAAUGUCCUUCCUGAACUGAGGGGUCCAGAAAUGAACACAGGAUUCAAGGUGCGGCUUUCACCAGUGCCAAGGUCAAUCUCUGCCCUGGUCCUGCUGGCCACACUAUUCCUGAUCCAGGCCAGGAUGCCAUUGGCCAUCUUGGCCACCUG